Messenger RNA from Chaetomium strumarium, 693 nucleotides. Its product is annotated as concanavalin A-like lectin/glucanase domain-containing protein. Lineage: Eukaryota; Fungi; Ascomycota; Sordariomycetes; Sordariales; Chaetomiaceae. The record is from RefSeq and is a predicted model, not a curated record. The coding region runs from base 127 to 615 and encodes 162 amino acids. Gene Ontology annotation, molecular function: protein binding. The transcript is spliced from 2 exons.
ACUUGAUACGCUCAGACUGCCCCAUCCCGCCAGUGGGCAGCUUUAUCUUCACGGCGGAAGUCCUCGACGAAGGACGGCCAAGGUAAGUUGAGCUUCCAGUUCACUACCGGUCCACCCGCUAGCAACAUGAGCCAUUGUCAUUCGACACCUCAUAUGUCUCGUUCACCACCACUAAACCUUUUUAGCGCCAUUGGUUUCGGGGUUGGUACAAAGUUCGCCAGCAAGGAUAUGAUGCCAGGGUGGGAGAGCCAUUCGUGGGGCUACCACGGAGAUGAUGGCAAAAAGUUCCACGGAGGCCAGGGGACGUCAUACUCCUCAACCUUUGGAAAGGGCGACACGGUCAAGUGUCGCGUUGACCAAUCCGCAAGGACCAUGUUCUUUACCAAGAACGGCGUUGAUCUUGGCGAGGCUUUGAACGAUCUCAGGGGGCGUCUGUAUCCGGUCUUGGGCAUCAUGAGUCACGGAGCAAAGGUAGCUACCAAUUUUACGUGGGAGCCCCCGGCUCUGCCGGCACAGGACAAGGGAGACAAGCACGACAGCGGUAUCACGAGCCUGCCUCCUCGCCAGUGGCGGCGAGGAAGUCGAGAACAUUUUCGUCACGCGAACCGGAAAUAGUCUCGACGGUAACACGAUAGCAAGGCAAUAAUAUAAAAUACAUGGAGUAGAAGUCUUCAAGAUACGAAAAGCUGAUCG